AUGCCGUCCACUGCUCCCAGUCCCACCAACGCCCAGCGCGAAUCAGUGCGCAUUCAUCGAAUCACGAAAGAGAAUCGCAGCCUUUGGUAUCAGUUGACCGUUUUGCAGCAGCCAGAACGAGCCAGGGCAUGUGGCUCGGGUAUGAAAGCGAACAGUGACAGACGACCUGUCGAUCCUCCGCCGGUCGUCGAGUUGCGCAUCAUCGAAGGCCCUUCUGUCGAGGCAGGGAAGGACGUCACCUUCGACUACAAUGCUAAUUUCUUCUUGUACGCUAGCCUGGAACAGGCUCGUGUCAUGGCUCACGGUCGCGUUCAAAACACAGCAGCCACCAACCCUCCCAUACUGACUGGUGUUCCUGCAUCGGGCAUGGCUUACUUGGAUCGUCCUGCCGAAGCUGGCUAUUUUAUAUUCCCCGACCUUUCUGUACGACACGAAGGAUACUUUCGCCUGUCAUUCAGCUUAUUCGAGACGACCAAGGAGGAGAAGGAUUUUGAUUUGGAACCUGCAGAACCCGAUCUACCCCCGGGUGUUGACUGGCGGAUGGAAAUCAAGACGCAACCUUUCAACGUCUACAGCGCAAAGAAGUUCCCCGGGUUGAUGGAAAGCACCCAGCUGAGCAAAACCGUUGCGGACCAAGGUUGUCGCGUGCGAAUCCGGCGAGAUGUUCGAAUGAGAAAGCGCGACGGGAAGGGAAGCGGAUAUGACCGAAGAGAAGACGAUUAUCGCCGCCGUACCGUUACACCCGCUUCAGAGGAACCCCACGGCCUUCACACUCGGUCUCUUGGCAACAACAACAACAACAACAACAACAACAACAACAACAACAACGACAGCAACGGCAGCAACGCGAGCCAGCAACGUGUUCCCUACGGGGCAGAUACGCCGAGGCGAGUAUCCGUCGUGGAUUCGCAUCAUCCGCCGCCGCCUGGCUACAACGCCCCUCCCCCCAGCCGUGGGAGUCAUUUGUCGUUUGGAGGAAACCAUGCAAACCAUGCCACUCCUCAGUAUGCCUACCGGCAGUAUCCUGCUCCGCCCCAGACGAGUACGCAUCUGCCGACGACGACGCACUAUUCGUCUGCUCUAUCCUCGCCGUACAUCAAGUCGGAGCACAGUUAUCCCCAGCGUGGACGAAGCUUAAGCUCGACAUGCCCUUCUCCUUGCUCGUCUCCGUGUGUCAAACGAGAGUCGUCAUAUGAACAGGUGGCCUGCACCUAUCACGCACCAACAUCACCCGCCGUUUCCGACAGCACCUCGGGGCGCGAGCCCCAGCGUAACUACUCACUCGCAUCUUUGCCGCCUCAAAAGCCGCCUCGCCAGACAUGCGCAUCGUCCUUGGCCCCGCUCAAGAUUGCGGCUUUGGUGUCUCCAUCUCCCCCGCUCCCUCCCAUUGAGGCGCAAACAGAGCCGCUUCCUCCGCCUCCGGCCCUACCUACAGGGGGCAAGCGGAAACAUGACCACGUCUUCACGCACAUCUCCCUUCCAGUAUAUAACUGUCAGCGGCGGCAUGAUACGGAAUGUCGUCGCAUUCAGGGCAUGACACCCGACCCCGAUCAAGGUUUAUAUACCCGCGCCGAUGGCAAAGUCGAGUUUGUGCAGUUUAAUCAAUUUUCCGAUGUCUUUGCAGGAUGA
Molecule: messenger RNA, 1629 nt
Organism: Ustilaginoidea virens
Lineage: Eukaryota; Fungi; Ascomycota; Sordariomycetes; Hypocreales; Clavicipitaceae
Exons: 2
Coding region: 1-1629 (542 amino acids)
Source: RefSeq, a predicted model, not a curated record